AUGUGGUCUGUUUUGACCUUGGCCGCCGUGACAGAUAUUGUACCCUCAUAUGCCUCGAAGAUGGGUAUGAGUUGUGUCCACUGUGGGCAUUGGAGAGAACUGGACAACUUCGGUAUUACGGAAAAUGCGCUGGCUACACGUCGCUUGCGUCUCCUCCCAGGCAGUAGCGCAGACGUCGCCGCCUGGUUGGAGGGCAAGGCGCCAGAGUUGGGCACCCGUGCCACAAAAUUCAUCCUGCGCAAAGACCUGCGCAAGCUGAGCAGGGACACUAACCGCUGGCCAUCUUGGCAACCAACCCUACAUUGGGUGUUACAGUUAGUCAAAUGA
Messenger RNA from Schizophyllum commune H4-8, 327 nucleotides. RefSeq lists its product as uncharacterized. The record is from RefSeq and is a predicted model, not a curated record. NCBI's taxonomy places the organism in Eukaryota, Fungi, Basidiomycota, Agaricomycetes, Agaricales, Schizophyllaceae. The transcript is spliced from 3 exons. Bases 1 to 327 code for a protein of 108 amino acids.